AUGGGGCGCCCCCCGCUCCCGCCGCGCCCCCCUGCCAGCCGCCGCUUCGAGUCGGAGACGCCCCCCGAGCUCCACUUCCGGGAAGCGCGCGGCGGGAGCGACGCCGACCAGGUAGGACGCGCAGGGGGCGUGGGCGCGAACUCCGGGCGCCUGCGCGGCCCCAGCCGCUGCCCCAAGGCUGCAGGCGCGGGACCCGCCACCGCGCGGCCGGGCCACGCGGGACCCAGCGCGGAGCGGAUGGAGCCAGGCGCCGACACCCAAGGGGGCGGCGGCCCCGAGGCCCCCCGGGAAGCAGCGGGCCCCGAGCUCCCGCAGCUGCCGCGCCGCCCGCAGCUCCUGGACGAGAGCGGGGACCCCCCGGAGCCGGCGGCCGAGGGACCCUCCGCCCAGGCCGCGGGCGAGGCCGGGCCGGGGCCCAAGGGGGCUACCGGCGGGGCCCCCCUCGGCUGGGUGGGGGAGCCCCCGCCCUACGCGCCUCCCGACCCCAAGGCCGUGCAGCUGCUCUACCCGCCCUUCCCGCCGGCCCCGGUGCUCUUCCCGCCGGCAGCGACCCCCCAGGCCCUGUACCCGCCGCCCCCUGCGACCCUCUACCCCGCGCCGCCGCCGCAGCCGCUCUUCACGCCCUUCCCGGUGUACGGUGGCCCCGGCCUGGCCGAGCACAGGCCCCUGCCCAAGGACUACAUGAUGGAGUCGGUACUGGUGACGCUCUUCUGCUGCCUGCUCACCGGGCUCAUGGCUGUCGUCUACUCCCAUGAGACUCGCGCGGCGCUGAGCCGGGGGGACAUGGCCCAGGCCGAGGAGGCAUCCCGCAAGGCUCGCGGCUUGGUGCUCUUCAGCCUGCUCUUCGGGGUCUUCGUGUCCGCCAGCUGGGUGAUCUACGUGAUGGUGGCACUCUACCUACCCUGAGCCACUCCUG
Molecule: messenger RNA, 916 nt
Organism: Sorex fumeus (smoky shrew)
Lineage: Eukaryota; Metazoa; Chordata; Mammalia; Eulipotyphla; Soricidae
Gene: PRRT1B
Product: proline rich transmembrane protein 1B
Exons: 5
Coding region: 1-906 (301 amino acids)
Cellular component (GO): membrane
Source: RefSeq, a predicted model, not a curated record